Messenger RNA from Hypanus sabinus (Atlantic stingray), 2677 nucleotides. RefSeq names its product SPARC (osteonectin), cwcv and kazal like domains proteoglycan 3 (gene spock3). Lineage: Eukaryota; Metazoa; Chordata; Chondrichthyes; Myliobatiformes; Dasyatidae. The transcript is spliced from 11 exons. Bases 102 to 1364 code for a protein of 420 amino acids. Gene Ontology annotation, molecular function: protein binding; calcium ion binding. The record is from RefSeq and is a predicted model, not a curated record.
CGCCAGUGCUCACGCACAAGAGGCGCGCGCCCGCCCGCCCGCCAGUCGCGAGAGAAGCUUGAGGCUGCAUCGAGCUCACAGCAGCUGCAGCGAAAGGCAAGAUGCUAAAGGUCUUGCUCUGUGUUGUUGCUGUAGCCUUUCUGCAAAUAGAAGGCAGACAGCGAGCUACAGCGGACAACGGCAAUUUUCUGGAUGAUAAACAAUGGCUGACCACCGUCUCACAGUAUGACAAGGAGCCAGGGCAUUGGAACAAAUUUCGAGACGAUGACUAUUUCAGGAACUGGAACACUGGCCGACACAUGGACCAAGAUGCUGCUAAAGAUCCCUGUCUAAAUGUGAAAUGCAGCCGGCACAAAGUGUGCAUUGCUCAAGACAACCAUCGAGUGGUUUGCAUUAGUCACAGAAGACUAACGCACAGUAUGAAAGUAACCAAUAUGGCCCACAAGCAACGGAAAGGAUCAAACUGCAAGCCAUGUCCAGUAGUUCAUCCUCAUCCUGUAUGUGGAACUGAUGGCCACAUCUACUCAUCUCCGUGCAAACUGGAAUAUCAAGCUUGUGUUUCAGGGAAGCAGAUAUCAGUCAAAUGUGAAGGACAAUGCCCUUGUUUAACAGAUAAAUUGACAAUCGAAGGAAUAAUUCAACCCAAAGCAGAAUGCAGUGAGAAAGAGUUCAGAGAAGUUGUAUCAAGGCUAAAAGACUGGUUCAAAGUGUUACAUGAAAAUGGAAACCACAACAAAAAGAGUCACGCGUUUCAGAGGCAGGACAAGGACCGAGUUAGAUUUGACACUAGCAUUCUUCCCAUUUGCAAGGACUCACUUGGGUGGAUGUUUAACAGACUGGACACAAACUACGACCUAUUACUUGAUCAGUCAGAGCUGGGAAGCAUUUACUUUGAUAACCAUGACGUAUGCAUGAAACCAUUUUUCAACUCGUGUGACACCUACAGAGAUGGUCGCAUUUCCAACAAUGAGUGGUGCUACUGCUUUCAGAGACAUCAAGAUCCACCCUGCCUGAUGCAACUGACCAGUGUUCAAAGACAGCUAAAUGGAAAGAAGCCACUCGGUAUCUUUCUUCCCACCUGUGAUGAAGAUGGAUAUUAUAAAGCCACUCAGUGCCAUGGCAGUGUGGGUCAAUGCUGGUGUGUUGACCGAUAUGGGAAUGAACUGGGAGGAUCUAGAUCAAAUGGACAUUCUGAUUGUGGUGAACAAGAGAGUUCAGGUGAUUUUGGCAGUGCUGACUUUCAUGAAUGGUCAGAUGAUGAAGAUGAUGAGGAAGAUGUCAUUGAUGAAGAAGUUGAUGCUGUGGACAAUGAAGACGAUGAAGAUGAUGAUGAUGAAUAUGAUGCAGGUGGUGACAUAUGGUAGUCUGGAAAUGUCAUGAACUUUAAUAUUUUGCACGUUUCUAUAGUGAGAUCUCAUGAAUUACUAGUCAUAUUAAAAAGAUCAAAAAUAUUUCGGUCAGCGUGUAUAUUUUGUACAAUUAUACUCUCAAACAAGGACACUCCAGAAAGAAGUCAGCAUCCCUUAAAAAUUGUUACAGUUCUUUACACUGUAUCAUUUUGGAAACAAAAUUGUAAUUCUUUUAAAUCAGUAACAUUACAAUAAGUAAGAAAUCUUUUUUUGUUCAAAAAUCUGUUUCCUUUAAGCCAUGUUUUGUCAUUAUGCUUAGUUUUAACGUGACGCAGUAGAUUGAGGCGCAUUAACCAUGUCUGUCCUAGGCUGCUCAUUAGUUCUGAAACUGAAAACAACAUUGAUGUGAGUUUGUUUCCCAAACCUUUGGCUGGCUAGGUAAAAGUUAAAAUAAACUUGUUGCAUCAAAUAAAAAUUUGACUUUGGUCAGCAGUUAAUAAGCUUUCCAUACAAACAAGUAAUGUUUCUCAAGAGUUAUUUGUUGCAGCUAGCAGCCAAAAACAUGCUUUUUUAGACAGCAGUUGUUGAUGUCAAAACAUUCUUGCCUCUACCUGAAUAUUGCUAAAGAACAUGGAUGCCUUGACUACCUGAGAGAUUUGUUUUUCUUAAAACAAAAAUCAGUUAUCUUUUUAAAAGUAUAUAUGAUUUCAACCACUAGUUCAAACUAAGUAGAAGUCACAUGGUGAUGUGCCUUUCAAAUUAAAAAUAGAAAUAUUUUUUUUUGUGUAUUAAAGAUAGGAGUUCAGGUAAUACUUAAGCACACCUGAUCACAGCAUUAGUACUUCAGCUGCAAACUUUGCAUAAGUGAAAAAUAAUUUUAAAUUAAUUUUCAAUAGUUAUGGCAGUCAUCAUAUGGACUGUAAGUAUAUACAAGUAACGUGUAGCAGUAGCAUUUAACAAUUUUGCCUAGACUAAAUUGCCCUGUAUUUAUGUUAGCAUGUUAAUUGAUUGAAUGGACAUAUUGAAAUUCCACCGCCUUGAUGCAUACUGGAGUUGAGACUUUUAAGUCCUUUAUCAAUGAAGGUCAACAUUGUUUGUAGUAACUAACAUAACUUUACACUGUUGUGUGCUGUUUAUUUGGAGCAUAAGGUUGUUGGUCUUAAAUGUUUCUCCUAAAAUCUAAGCUAAAGGAAAAUUGUGAACACUGUAACUUAUUCUAAUAAAUUUUCCUUUAUAGACUGGAUUUAAGUUACAAAAUGAAAAAGCUAUGCUGCAUUUUUUUUACUGUUUCUGUAUAGUUUACAAUAAUAAAGGACUCCUGUAACCAA